AUUCUGUAUUACCUUUUGAAGCUUGUACUCAAACAACUCAACAUCUCGCCAAAGAACCUGAAGUGUCGAAUAAUGUCAGUCGAUUUACUAUUAUUAGAGAAAAUGAAGAUUUUAACACUUCAUUUUAUAAUCAAUCUUAUUGUCAUAAAGAACAUUAUUCUGCUAAUAGUAAUGUUCAUUCAUUAUCACUAUCAGAAACCUUCUCAGCUUUAAUAUCUUAUUCAUCUCAAUUUGAUAAUGCUAAUACAAACUCAA
This is a messenger RNA of Racocetra fulgida, 255 nucleotides long. NCBI's taxonomy places the organism in Eukaryota, Fungi, Glomeromycota, Glomeromycetes, Diversisporales, Gigasporaceae. The record is from the annotation of a GenBank genome assembly.